GGAACAUCCAAGAGGAACACCUGAGGAACAUCUGAGCAGCCCCCGAGAGAGCCGGCCGGUGGUGUGCUGCUCCCCUGCGGAAGUGGGGAAAGUGGCCAGGGGGAACCGCCCUUCCACGGAGGUGGAAGGGACGGCAGCCAACCCGGGAAGAACCAGCAGCAAACCCGGGAAGGGCCGAGCAGACAGAAGAACAGCGCAGGGUCCUGUGUCAUUCCUCCACGAAGACGGGGAGCGACAGUGACUUUAGUAAAAUGUUCCAUUUGAAUAACCCCAUUAGCAGCUGAAUUGUGUCACCCCAAAAUUCACAUGUUGAAAUCACAACCUCCAGCAACUCAAGAUAUACCUGUAUUUGGAGAAAAGUGAAGAUGAGGUGGAUAGGAAGGCAUCCUGAUCCAAUGGUGUCCUUGUAAGAAAAGGAAGAGCCAUCAGGAAUGUGCCUGCAAAAUAAGAAAGACCUGAUGAGAACACAGCAAGAGCCAGCUAUCCACAAGCCAAGGAGAGAGACCUCAAAAGUAACCUACCGUGUUGACACCCUGAUCUUGGACUUCGAACCUGCAGAACUGUGAGGAAAUACAUUUCAGCCAUCACAGAGUGUGCUAUUUUGUGAUUGCAAUCCUGGCAAACAAAUCUGCUUUCUAGCAUUUUGUAACACUUCCCAGUGAUUUCUGAGGUUUUCAGCUUUGGAGUUGCUCCAUCAAAGUCGAGGUGGACAGGAGUCUGCGUUUUAAACUGCUCCAAGGAUAAUGAAUUAAAAGUUCCUAGAAAAAUCCCUGGUCUGUUCUUGGCAGAGGAACAUCAUCAGGCACCCCCUUGUGGGUCUCCAACUCCCCUUUCUGAAAACAAAGACAAACCACUGAGCGUGAUUAUUUUAGGUCAUAUGGAGAUUACAUCCCUGUGAAGCCCACCCAACUCUCCUGAAGCUCAGGGGUCAGCGUCAUGCAGAGAAGUGUCUUGUGCAGGAAGUUGUAUUGCCAAAUAAUUGCAUCUGUGACAUUUUUUAACCUGUUGGCUGCCAACAUCAAAGAAUUUGUGGAAACUCCUGUCUCUGCUCCUCUGCAGUGCUGAGACUGGGCCUAUUGAGAAAGUGGGACCAAGACAACACAGCAUUAGAGGACGUGGUGAAAGGAAGCAUUCUCUUCCUCUGAACCUAUCUCCAUAGUCACUGUGCUUCACCUUGGAGACAACCUGCUCAGCCUCAAUGGGCUUCGAUGUGCUCCUGGAUCAAGCUGGAAGUCUGGGGAGAUUUCAGAUCCUUCAGAUUGCCUUCUUAUUUGUCACCAGUAUGAUAACAUACCCUCAAGCUCUGUUGGAGAACUUCACUGCAGCCAUCCCUGGGCAUCGCUGCUGGGUCCCCCUCCUGGACAACCAAACCGCCUCUGGCAAUGGCUCUGACAUCCUCAGCCAAGACGCCCUCCUGAGCGUCUCCAUCCCGCUGGACGCAAACCUGAGGCCAGAGAAGUGCCGUCGCUUCACCCGUCCCCAGUGGCAGCUCCUUCAUCUGAACAGGACCUUCCCCAAUAUAAGUGAGUCAGACACAGAGCCCUGUGUGGAUGGCUGGGUGUACGACCAGAGCUCCUUCUCCUCCACCAUUGUGACUAAGUGGGACCUCGUCUGUGAAUCUCAGUCACAAAAAUCAGUGGUUCAAACCGUGUUCCUGAGUGGGUCGCUGCUGGGAAGUCUGAUAUUUGGCUAUCUCUCAGACAGAUAUGGUCGGAAGGGGUUUUACACAUGGUGUCUCCUGCUGACGGCUAUCGUGGACACCUGUGCCACCUUUGCUCCCACCUUCCUCAUCUUCUGCAUUCUACGUUUCUUGGCUGGAUUUUCUGCUAUAACUGUUGUAGCAAACGCUUUCCUUCUUGUAACAGAGUGGUCAGUGUCCAAGUCACAACAUAUAGGAGCAACACUGAUGUUAUGUUCCUACAGUGUUGGGCAGAUACUCUUAGGAGGAUUAGCUUUUGCCAUUCGAGACUGGCAAACACUGCAUCUGAUUAUGUCUGUACCCUUCUUUGUCUUCUUCCUGAUUUCCAGGAGGCUGGUGGAGUCUGCUCGGUGGCUAAUUACCACCAAUCAUCUAGUUGAGGGCACCAAGGCACUUAGAAGGGUUGCACACAUCAAUGGAAAAAAGAGUGCUGGAGAGAUCCUGACCCUUGAGUUUGUGAGGUCCACCAUGCAGGAGGAGAUGGACAAAGCCUCAACCAAACCAUCCGUGGUUGAGGUGUUCCAGGCACCCAAACUGCGUAUGAGGGUUUUCUACUUGAACUUCCUGAGGCUCGGAGCCACUGUACCCUUUUAUGGCUUGAUACUCAACCUACAGGAACUGGGAAGCAGUAUCUUCAUGUUCCAGAUCCUCUUUGGAGCUGUCCCAUUCAUAUCCAGAUGUAUUAUCCUUUUUAUAAUGAAAUACAUGGAUCGUCGGAAAAACCAGUCAUUGUUUUUCUUCCUGGCAGGACUUUGCAUUCUGGCCAACGCCUUUUUGUCCAAAGAGAUGCAGACUCUACGUGUGAUUUUAGCCACUUUGGGAGUUGGUGCUAUUUCUGCUGCCCUUACUGCCUUUUCAGUCCAUUCUGUAGAACUCAUCCCUACUAUAUGCAGGUCAACAAUUACGGGAAUCAAUAAUGUGUUCUCAAGAAUUGGGGCAGUAUUUGCCCCCUUACUCAUGACCUUAAUAGUGUAUUCUCCCCACCUGCCCUGGAUCAUGUAUGGAGUCUUCUGCAUCUUUUCUGGCCUGAUUGUCUUCUGCCUUCCGGAAACCAGGAAUCAGCCUCUUCCUAACACCAUUCAGGAUGUGGAAAAGGACACAAAAGAUUCAAGGGGAAUAAAGAAUGAAGACACUUCCCUGAAAAUAACACAAUUUUAAGGCAUUCCAAGAAUUGAUCCGAAGAAGAGCUAAAAAACAAAGCUUGUUCCUAUGUAUUUGUAAAACCAGUGAAAAUACAAUGUAUAAAUGGAUGCCUUUUACAUUCAUAGAACUAAAUAUAUCAAUUUUCUCAGAAUAAUUUAUGAGUUUAAGUAAUUCAACCAACCAACUGUUUACAUGGGGGAGGAGUAGUUGAAAACUAGCUCCAACUUCAUCCACAACAUAUUAACAGUUAUGAUGAUUUAUAAAAAGCAGCAUUAUUCAUGUGAUCUAGCUAUCCCAGGAUUGGUAUUUGCAAAGGAAAUGUAAUCACUAUGUCAAAGAGAUAUCUGCACUCCCAUGUUUAUUGAAACACUAUUCAUUAUAGCCAAAAUGUGGAAUCAAUGUAAAAUCCAAUAGAUGAAUAGAUACUGAACAAGUAAUAUAGAUACUGAAUAUUAUAUGAUUCAGCUAUUAAAAAGAGAAAAUCCUAUCAUUUUAAACAAAAGGAUGGAACUGCAGGACAUUAUGAAAAAGAAAAAUGUCAAUGAUGGAAAGACAAGUGCUGCAUGAUCUAACUCAUAUGUAGAAUCUAUGAUAAGUAGAUUUCACAGAAAUAGAGCAUAGAUGUUGGUUACCAGAGAGUAAGGCAGUUGGAUGAGGAAUACAGGUAGGGAAAUGCUGGUAAAGAAUAUAAAAUUACAGUUAUGUAGAAAGUGUAAGUUCAAGAGAUCUGUUGUACAGCCUCCUGACAAUAGUUAAUAACAACUUAGUGUAUCCUUUAAAAAUGAUGAAAGUGGAUGGUAUUAUAACUGUAAAAAAUUAUAACAAUGAAAUAAUGAAAUGGGAAACAGCCAGAUUUAAACACUCUGUUAUGCAAAUAUACAUCAAAAGUUGUAUUCUAUAUAAUAAAUAUAAUUAUCUAUGAAGUCAAAAGUAAAUUUGAAAGAAAAGGGCACAUCAUGGGGAAACCAAUGGUCAUAUAUGAUAAAGUGUAUCAUGAACAGGAGUAGCCACAUUAAUAUUAGACACAAUAGACAACACAAAACUAUUAAAAAUACAAAGGACAUUAUGUAAUGAACAAGAGAAAAGUUCAAAGGGAAGCUGGAAUCAUACUAAAUGUAUAUGCAUGCAACACCAGGGUGGCUGGCUGUUUAAAACAAAUUUUAGUGGAUUUAAAGAGUCUUAGGCCCCAACAGAAUAAUAAAAGGGUCUCUGACAGCCACUUUCAUCAAUGAAUAGAUCAUCUAAACAGAAAAUCAACAAACAGCAGAGGUAAUCUGCCAUAUGAUAGAUAUAUUUGAUACCUGCAGAACAUUUCACCCGGGGCAGAUAGAGGAUAGAAUAUGGAUAAACCUGCCAUUGAGUAGUGGGUGAAGAUGCCACCUACAGUGCCAGGAUCUCCUUUAGAUACUGGUUUGAGUCCUGGCUGUUCCAUUUCUGAUCCAGCUCUCUUAUGAUAUGCCUGUUAAAGCAGUGGAAGAUGGCCCAAAUAUAUGAGCCCCUACACCCACGUGGGAGACUUUGAAGAGCCUCCUCCCUUCUGGCUUCGGAUUGGACCAGCUAUGGCUCUUGCAGCCAUUAGGGGAGUAAACCAAAAAAUAGAAGAUUUCUCUAUGUAUCUCUCCCUUUCUCUCUAACUCUGCCUUUCAAAGAAAUAAAAUAAAUCUUUCUUUUAAAAAAAGAACAUUUAACAACACAGAUACAGAAUACACAUUAUUUUCAAUAGUGCAUGGAAUCUUCCAUAGUGUGGACCAUUUUAUAGGCCAUAAAGCAUGUCAAUAAAUUAAAAAAAAUUAAAAUCAUACCAUGUAUAUUUGCUGGCCAUAUGGAAUAAAGCUGGAAAUUAACAACAAUCUCUAGAAAAUAUGCAAACACAUGGACACUGAACCACAUACUACUUGAAUGAACAUUAAGUCAUAGAAAAAAUCUAAAUCUAAAAAUAUUUUAAAAUCCUAGAGAGAUGACAACAUAACAAAUCACAAAAAUGGGAUGCAGAAAAAACAGAGUUCAGAUCAAAGUCUAUGGCAAUUAGUGCCAAUUUUGAGAAAUUGGAAAGCAAUCAAGUAAAGUCUAACAAUGCAUCUCAAGGACCCAGAAAAACAGGGACAAAUCAAACACAAAAUCAGUAGAAGAAAAGAAAUAAUAAAAAGCAAAGAAGAAAUAAACAAAAUUUAAAUUAAAAAAAUGAGUAUCUUGGGUAGUUGAAUGUGCCAAUUUCAAUUGCUCUUGGAUAGGAAAAGAACAAAGGAAGGGCAUUUGUAGAGGUCAGGAUGAUGGAAUGUUUGAUGAAGAACUGAAGAAACAAUGAAGACUCUGGGACAAGAGGAGAGAAGACAGAGACGCUGCUGCAGCCAGCCACAUGGUACAGCCAUUGGCCAGCUCUCAGCUGACAUCUGACCACAUCAAAGUAGGGAGAAAUGCAUCUGCAACUAACUGCUUUGUUUUAGCUGAGAGAGAAUUCCACAGACCCCCAUUGACUUGACUAUUUCAUCCUGGGGGGCCAGUGCCGGGGCUCACUAGGCUAAUCCUCUGCCUUGCGGCGCCGGCACACCGGGUUCUAGUCCCGGUCCAGGCGCCGGAUUCUGUCCUGGUUGCCCCUCUUCCAGACCAGCUCUCUGCUGUGGCCAGGGAGUGCAGUGGAGGAUGGCCCAAGUACUUGGACCCUGCACCCCAUGGGAGACCAGGAGAAGUACCUGGCUCCUGACUUCGGAUCAGCGCGGUGCGCUGGCUGCAGCACGCCGGCUGCGGCGGCCAUUGGAGGGUGAACCAAUGGCAAAGGAAGACCUUUCUCUCUGUCUCUCUCUCUCACUGUCCACUCUGCCUAUCAAAAAAAAAGAGAGACUAUUUCAUCCUGGGGGGAAGGUGAUUGGUUUCUGAGCAACUGCCAGACUUGGAAGAGGAAUGCCACGUUACUUCCCUCCCCUCCCCCAUCCCUAGAUACAUAUGACCUACCAAGAUUAAUUCAAGAAAAUAUAUAUAAUCUAAACAGGCCCACAAGAAACAAUGAGUUUGAAGCAGAAAUCAAGUUUCUGAUCAAAGAAAAUUCUGGGACCUGAUGGCUUUACUAUUAAAUUCUACAAGACAUUCAAUGAAGAAAUAAUUCCAAUACUCUUCAAACUGUUGCAAAAUUCUGAACAAGAUGGAAUUCUUCCACUCUUUGGUGGAGGCAUUAUUUUGAUACCAAAAUUGAGCAAAGACAUGACACAAAAAGAAAACUAUUGAUCUAUUGUCGCUCCCCCUCUUCGUGGAGGAACGACACAGGACCCUGCGCUGUUCUUUUGUCUGCUCGGCCCUUCCCGGGUUUGCUGCUGGUUCUUCCCGGGUUGGCUGCCAUCCUUCCACCUCUGUGGAGGGGCGGCUCCCCCUGCCACUUUCCCCACUUCCGUGGGGGAGUGGCACACCACCGGCCGGCUCUCUCGGGGGCUGCUCAGAUGUUAUCCGGAUGCUCCCUUUAGAUUUUCCUGGUGCAUGUUGUCUCUCUCCUCUUUUAUAGUCCUCUUCCACCAAUCCCAACUCUGCUACCCACACGCCGAGUACACUGCUCUCCUCCUAUCAGGAGCAGGAUCAGCUCCUGCAGGUUAUUGGUCGAACUGGAGGCAGCUGUGUAGAAGCUGUUUCCUCCUCUCCCAGUGCCAUAUUGUGGGAGAGCAGAUGCAUAGAAUAAGUCUUAAUUCCAGUAACUUAGUCUAGUCCGAGUUGCUCCCCACAACCUAUCCUUUUUUUUUUUUUUUUGACAGGCAGAGUGGACAGUGAGAGAGAGAGACAGAGAGAAAGGUCUUCCUUUUGCUGUUGGUUCACCCUCCAAUGGCCGCUGCGGCCGGUGCACCGUGCUGAUCUGAUGGCAUGAGCCAGGUGUUUCUCCUGGUCUCCCAUGGGGUGUAGGGCUCAAGCACUUGGGCCAUCCUCCACUGCACUCCUGGGCCACAGCAGAGAGCUGGCCUGGAAGAGGGGCAACCGGGACCGAAUCCGGCGCCCUGACCGGGACUAGAACCUGGUGUGCCGGUGCCGCUAGGCGGAGGAUUAGCCUAGUGAGCCGCGGUGCCGGCCUGACCUAUCCUUAAUGAAUAUAAAUGCAAAGAUGCUCAGCAAAAUAUUCACAAAUCAAAUCCGAAACCACAUCAAAUAGAUCACAUAUCUUGGGUUAAUAUCAUGAUCAAGUAGGAUUUAACCCAGAAAGGCUAGGAUGGUUCAACAUUCAUAAAUCAAUAAACAUCAUAAAUCAUAUAAAUAGAACAAAGAAUAAAAAUCAUAUGUCAUCUGAAAAGAUGCAUGAAAGCAUUUGAUAAGAUUCAAUAUCCCUUCAUGAGAAAGACUAUUUGCAAAUUAUGUAUAGGAGAAAUAUUCCUCAAAAUUAUAAAGUCUGUAUAUCAGAAACCAAUAGCAAAGAUAAUAUUGAAUGGGGAAAAACUGAAAGCAUUUCCCUUCAGAUCAGAUAUCAGAUAAUAUUGAUUGAAUAAGGAUGUCCAUUUUCACUACUUAAAUUCAAUAUAACCAUAGAAGUUAAAGCAAUUAGGGAAGAGAAAAAUAAAGGAGUUCAAAAUUGGAAAACAAUAAGUCAAAUUACCUGUCUUUGCAGAUGACCUGAUGUUGUCCAUGUAAAAAUCUGCACACGCCAACAAAAAGCUGUUAGAAUAUUAAACCAGUUCAGUAAAGUUGCAGGUUACAAAAUGAAUGUACAAAAAAGUAGCAAUUUAUAUACUAAUCAUGAACUUGCAGUAAGAGUAAUCAAGGAAGAAAUCCAACUCACAAUUGCCACACCAAAAUUCAUAUGUUUGGGAAUAAAUUUGACCACAGAAGUGAAAAAUCUGUACAGUGAAAAUUAUCAAACAUUGGUGAAAGUAAUCAUCAAAGACAAAAAAACGAGAGGAUAUUCCUGGCAAAUGGAUUGAAAGAAUCCAAAUCAUCAAAAUGCCUAUACCCCCUCCAGCAGUCUACACAUUCAAUACAAUCUCUAUUAAAAAAAAAUGACAAUCUGCUUUUGAAAGAACAUGGAUGCAACUGGAAACCAUUGUACAUAAUGUGAUACAUCAGUCCCAAAAAGACAAAUAUCAUGUUUCCUUCAUCUGUGGUAACUAAAAGAGUAUUUAAAAAGUAAAGUACAUGAAGGAAUUGGCAUUUUGAGGUUGUCUAUAUUCCCAUUUAAAAAUAUUCCUUUCGCUUUUAACUUGCUAAACUUCUUAUACCAGGAAGAAUGGACCCAUUUUACUGCAAUGUAAAUUUAACAGAUGUGCUCAAAAGCAAAAAGAAAGGUAGAGAGGACGAUACAGGGGGGGAGAGGGACAAAAUGAAUAUCAUUAUAUUCUUAAAAUUGUACCUAUAUUCUAAACUGAAUCUGUUAAAAACUAAUUUUAAAAUAAAACGAGGGGGCCAGAGCUGUGGCGUAGCAGGGAAAAGCCCUAACCUGCCGUGCCAGCAUCCCAUGGUGUGGGUCAUGUUUCAUACUUCUGCAUGUAGAGAUCCCUUUUACAGCACCAUUUUUGGGAAAGGUUUUCCUGGCUCCAUGGAUUGAUUUCAGCUCCUCUGUCACAGAAAAGUUUGUUGUAGAUGAAUUGAAAUAUUUCUGGGGUUCUGCUCUGUUCCAAGGGUCUACAUGUCUAUUCUUGUGCCAGUACACAGCUGUUGUGAUUUUAACAAACUGCAAUGUAUAAUAAAAUCUGUAAUUGUGAUGCCUCUAGCUUUGUUUUGCUGUUCGGAGUCACUUAUGUUUCCAUAUGAAUUUCAGCAUCAUUGUUCUAGAUCUGAGAAAAAUGUCAUUGGUAUUUUGAUUAGGAUCACAUUGAAUCAGUAAUUUGCUUUCUGCAGUAUGGACACUUUGGUGAUAUUAGUUCUCCCAAUCAACAAAUACAUAAUAUUUUUCAUUUUUUGUGAUUUUUU
Oryctolagus cuniculus (rabbit) is the source of this 8713-nucleotide messenger RNA. Its product is annotated as steroid transmembrane transporter SLC22A24-like. Gene Ontology annotation, cellular component: membrane. NCBI's taxonomy places the organism in Eukaryota, Metazoa, Chordata, Mammalia, Lagomorpha, Leporidae. Gene Ontology annotation, molecular function: transmembrane transporter activity. Gene Ontology annotation, biological process: transmembrane transport. The record is from RefSeq and is a predicted model, not a curated record.